UGUCCCACCCAUGUGAUUUGAUCUUGGAUAUGGAUCAACUCAGGUUUAGGUUGGAUACUGCUCUUCGUUGGCCCAUGUCCACCCUUCUCAUCGUCGUCCCAGCGGCUGCCGUAUCCUCUCAUCGGAAACUAUCGUAACGUAAAAGCGACCUUCUUCGGCAUCUUUCUAUCCUCUUUCCUCCUAUAUUCUAGGGCAUCCCUAGCUUCAACUACAAGAAGCCCGUCUGAGAUCCAGGAGCACCGAAGCCCUGGAGACCAACCGCAACCCUUUCCAGUGGCAGCCUCACGAAGCGAAGUCGUUGCAGCGGUGCCAAUCGAAAGAUGGAGGACGUGGUCAUAUCCGAAGCUACUUCCACAUCAUCAUCCUUCUCCGAUGCCAGGAUAAUUUGCCGAGUAUGCCAGAAGCAGUUUGCGCAGUAUACUUGCCCUCGAUGCAACUCGCGUUAUUGCUCUCUUCAGUGCUACAAGAGGCAUAGCCUUCGGUGCACAGAAUCUUUCAUGCGUGAAAAUGUCAUGGAGGAGCUGCAGCAAAUACAGCCAGAAGAUGAGACUAAGAGGAAAAUGCUAGAUAUUCUUAAACGGUUCCACUCAGAAGAAGAGAUGAAUUCUGAUGAUGAAGACGAGUCCAUGCUAUCUGAGGAGACUAUUCAGAAAGUUUUGUCUGGCAAUGAAAUCAGACUAGAAGAUCUUUCUGCUGAGGAAAUCAAGUACUUUCGAAAAGCUCUAGCAUCCGGGGAGCUCAGCAGACUGAUUGAGCCAUGGACCCCAUGGUGGACAAAGCCUUCUGCAAGAUCCAUUUCUCUCAGCCCAGGAGGAGGCCAGCUUGUCAAGCCACUUCAUGAGCAUGAAGGAACCAAUGCACAAGCCUCUACUACUCCAGAGCCAAAGCUUAGCGAGGUUCCAGCUGGGCCAGAAAAUUCUUUGCCACCACUCGAACAGCUGACCCGCACGGACCCAUCUCCUCUUCUGGCUGUUCACUUGGUUGAUGUUCUGUAUAGCUAUUGCUUUACUCUGCGCCUUUACAAUGGGGAUUGGCACUCCGACCCAUCUGGUGCUGCCACUGCAAUCUUGAGCGUGUCAAAGGUCUUGGGUGAUGAUGCACGGCCCGAGACUGUGGCAGAAGCACUUGGAGCUUGCUUGGAGCAGACAUGCUCAGCGGUUUACAGGCACACUGGAGGUUUUAGGUUUUGCAUCGGACUUCUUGAUGAUAUCAUCAGCCUGCUGCAUCUUGGGUGUGGUGCUCUCAUCUGUUCUCUCUGUGAUCUCCAGAGGCUUAUUCAGGCGGGCGAAAGAAUGCUCAAAUCUGAGAAAAUGGGGAAGGCAGAGAAAGGCAAGAGCAGCCGGAAGCUCCACUCUGCUGAGCGGAAGGUGUAUUUUUUGAUGUGUUGGGUUCAUGAUCAGCCAGGAGAGGCCUGGUCAUCUUUGGCAGGAAUUGUAGAGGUGGAGAAAGCUUCUCUCUGGGAAUCAGGUUACAGUGGUACACGUGUCAAAGCGGAAAAGAAGGAAGUGCCUCAAACGAAGGUUCUUAUUGAGGAGGUUUAGUUCUCAGGAGAUUGAUGUUCCAUUAGUUGACCUGCUGUUGUUCUGUCCAGAUGUUAACCUCAGCAACAGAAUGAUGUAUUACCGUAACUUUAUGAUAACAAGUGGAUCCAAGGUCAAGAAAAGUUACAUACUUCCACCUAAUCUUUCCUUCAGGAAUGGUGGUUCUGUUCAAAGAUGAUGAAUGUAUUUAUCACGGAUACACUGGAUUAGCUAUGAAUGAUGCUUAUUCAAUAUGAAUAAAUUAUGUACCAAAAUUCUGCUUUC
Elaeis guineensis (African oil palm) is the source of this 1805-nucleotide messenger RNA. RefSeq lists its product as uncharacterized. Lineage: Eukaryota; Viridiplantae; Streptophyta; Magnoliopsida; Arecales; Arecaceae. The record is from RefSeq and is a predicted model, not a curated record.